CGUCACGCGUCAUCUCACAUACACACUGUAAAAAUUCAUGCGUUGCAACUGCAGCUUCACGUUGCAGUUUGAACGUAUUAGUGUAGGAAAUCGGACCAUCUAGUGGACAAGCGACGAAACUUCGCCCAGUGAUAGCGCGAAAAUCGAUUUACAAUUAUUUGCAUAUACUUUGCUCCAAUAAUUUUUCAGUGCGCGUGUAAAUUUAGAUGAUAUGCCUCUGCAUACACAAAAGUGUUGACGUGGUUCCAAUGAAUUGAUAGUGAGAGUUCAGAGAAAUCCCACGAAUUACCACCAGAUCCUACAGCAAUGCUGCCCCGACAGUUAAAAUGUACAUUGAUGGACAAUUUGUAGACUCUAAGACCACGGAAUUCACAGACGUGCACGAUCCAGCAACGAAUCAGUUACUGUGCCGCACUCCGAAAUGUACGAAGGACGAGAUGGAGAAUGCCGUGCAAAGUGCACGGAAUGCAUAUGAGAAAUGGCGGCACACCAGCGUGCUUACGAGGCAAAAUUUAAUGCUAAAAUAUCAAGCUCUUAUCCGUGGACACUCGAAGGAAAUUGCGAAGAAUCUCGUAAAGGAAAAUGGAAAGACUAUGGCCGACGCGGAAGGAGAUGUGCUUCGAGGUCUUCAGGUUGUCGAUGCUUGCGCGUCGAUACCGAUGCUCCAAAUGGGCGAAUCCACGGCCAAUAUCGCCACGGACAUGGACAUCAUCUCAUACAAAGUUCCUCUCGGUGUUACCGCAUCCAUUUGCCCCUUCAACUUCCCCGCCAUGAUACCGCUUUGGUCGUUUCCGAUAUCGGUUGCAUGCGGAAACGCCGCAAUUCUGAAACCAUCGGAACGAGUACCAGGUGCGUCUAUGAUCCUCGCGGAUCUCUUCACGAAAGCCGGUGCACCAGCUGGCCUUCUAAACGUUAUACACGGCCAACACGCCGCUGUAGACUUCAUCUGUGAACAUCCCGAUAUCAAGGCUAUUUCUUUUGUCGGUUCUGAUCAAGCGGGCAAGUACAUCUACAAGCAGGGUAGCGCGCACAGCAAGAGGGUGCAGUGCAACAUGGGCGCUAAGAAUCAUUGCGUCGUUCUGCCGGAUGCGAACAAAAACAAAACACUCUCGCAGAUCGCCGGUGCGGCCUUUGGUGCUGCUGGACAACGGUGCAUGGCACUCUCGGUAGCUAUCUUCGUCGGCCAAUCCAAAGAAUGGGUAGCUGAUCUAGUGCAAGCGGCGAAGGGGUUGAAGGUAAACGCCGGUCACGUGCCCGGCACUGAUCUCGGACCUGUUAUAUCACCGCAAGCCAAGCAGAGGAUCUGCGAGCUGGUCGAAUCCGGUAUUAAGGAAGGCGCCAAAUUGCCUCUCGACGGAAGGGGCAUCGUUGUAUCUGGUUAUGAAAAUGGAAACUUCGUUGGACCUACAGUGUUAACCGAUGUCAAGCCUACGAUGAAGUGUUACACGGAAGAAAUAUUCGGACCCGUUUUGUCGUGCAUAUUCGUCGACACGACCGACGAGGCCAUCGACAUCAUCAAUAAAAAUCCUUAUGGCAAUGGCACGGCAAUUUUCACGACAAAUGGCGCGACGGCUAGGGCAUUCGUGAACAGAAUCGAAGCCGGUCAAGUCGGCAUUAAUGUUCCUAUACCCGUCCCCCUGCCGAUGUUCAGCUUCACCGGCAACAAGGGUUCCUUCCUCGGCGAUACCAACUUUUAUGGAAAACACGGGGUAAAUUUCCACACGCAAACGAAGACAAUAACUCAGCUGUGGAGAUCUGGUGACGCUAGCAAUAUCACUUCGUCGACAGCGAUGCCUACUAUGCAAUAAAGUACAAUUUUAUUAUAAUAUGCCAAAUAAUAAUAUUAAAUAAUACAAUAUUCCAAAAAUCAGAUAUUUUGAAAUUCUGCAAUGCCAUAUGAUGGUGUACAUACAUAAACAAUGUCUUCCAUUGUACAACUACAAAUCACAUAAAAAUCACAUUACAUCCGAGUACAAACUUGUUACUGUUCUAACUUUGACAAUAGUCUAGAUAGGGGUUGUGUAUAUUUUUUUAUGAGCACAAUAAAUCUGCUAGAAAAUA
Molecule: messenger RNA, 2061 nt
Organism: Ooceraea biroi (clonal raider ant)
Lineage: Eukaryota; Metazoa; Arthropoda; Insecta; Hymenoptera; Formicidae
Product: probable methylmalonate-semialdehyde dehydrogenase [acylating], mitochondrial
Biological process (GO): thymine catabolic process; L-valine catabolic process
Cellular component (GO): mitochondrion
Molecular function (GO): methylmalonate-semialdehyde dehydrogenase (acylating, NAD+) activity
Source: RefSeq, a predicted model, not a curated record